This is a messenger RNA of Ziziphus jujuba (common jujube), 2639 nucleotides long. RefSeq names its product G-type lectin S-receptor-like serine/threonine-protein kinase LECRK1. Gene Ontology annotation, biological process: protein phosphorylation. The transcript has a single exon. The coding region runs from base 54 to 2522 and encodes 822 amino acids. The record is from RefSeq and is a predicted model, not a curated record. Gene Ontology annotation, molecular function: ATP binding; protein serine/threonine kinase activity. Lineage: Eukaryota; Viridiplantae; Streptophyta; Magnoliopsida; Rosales; Rhamnaceae.
ACAAAUCAGCAUUACUAUUGACCAUAAUUGCUAGAGCCUCAUCAUCCGCAAUCAUGGCUUCCAAUUCAACAUCAACUCUGUUCUUCUUGCUCCUACUUCCUGUAUUGUUUGUCUGUGUAACACCUCAACAACAAAAGCAUUCUACCCAAAUAAACCUCGACUCUUCAAUUUCUCCAAGAUCUCCCCGCAGUUCAUGGUCUUCUCCUUCUGGGUAUUUCCAAUUUGGAUUUUACCAUGAAGGAUCAGGCUUUAAAAUUGGAAUCUGGCUAGUGGGUACCGAGCAAAACACAGUAGUUUGGACUGCAAACCGUGAUGAUCCUCCAGUAACCUCAAAUGCAAUACUUUCACUCGAUCAAAAUGGAAGGCUUCUACUCAGAACAGAGCAUGGCCAGAAGAAAAUUAUUGCUAACACAACAUACUCUGCUACCUCUGCUUCCAUGCUUGACUCUGGCAAUUUUGUUCUCUACAAUCGUUCUCAUAUAAUUUGGGAGAGUUUCAAAUAUCCAACUGACACUAUUCUUGGAGAUCAGGUUCUGUCUGCUGGGCAAGAACUGUUCUCUAGUCAGUCGGAUACCGACCAUUCGACUGGACGGUUUCAUCUCAAGAUGCAGCUUGAUGGGAAUUUGGUUCUGUACCCAAUAAAUACAGAUGAUUCAAGCAUAGAUGCAUAUUGGGAUUCAGAAACUUUUGGCAAUGGAUUCAAAUUUCACCUUUAUCUUAACCGUACAGGACUUCUUGCAAUCAUGAACACUAGUAGUUCUGAGAUGGUCAGUAGGUUGAGUCUUGGAGGAGGAGGAGGCUCAUCAUCUUCGGAAAAUAACCAGAAAGUUGCACUAUAUCGUGCAACCCUUGAUUCUGAUGGUAUAUUCAGGUUGUAUUCUCAUGGAGUUGAUGAUAAGAAUAAUGGAAAAGUAAAAGAAGCUGUUAUGGUUUGGAAAGCUUUGAAAAAUCCUUGCGAAGUUCAAGGUUUCUGUGGAAUUAAUAGCUUUUGUACAAUCUUUGAUGAGCAACCAAACUGUUUGUGUAUUCCUGGAUCCGAUUAUGUUGAUUUCAAUCAGAAAACUCUUGGCUGCUUGAGAAAUUAUACCGACGAGGUGUGCGUAGAUGGAAAAGAAAAUACUACUUUUUAUGGCAUGGAAAAAAUGGAUAACAUAUUGUGGGGAGAUAUUGAUUAUAUGGAAGCAUCCAUGUCCAUGGAAGAAUGUAAGAACUCUUGCUUAGAAGAUUGCAAUUGUGGGGCAGCACUUUUCGCACAAGACGAUUAUGGAAGAGAUCUUUGUAAGAAACAAAAACUCCCUCUGAGAUAUGUUAGAAGGGAUUUUGGCAACUCCAUUUCUACUACUGCUUUCAUCAAGGUGAGCAAGAUGAACGAAACUAAAAGCAUUAAUGGAACCAAUUCUGUGCCAACGACGGAGUUAGUUCCGCCAAGAAGAACCCAGCAGGUGAUCACAAGCAAAAAAGUUCUGAUACAAAUUCUUGUUACAGUUAUAGUUUUUGUCAUCUUCUCAUUUGUGUCCCUUGCAAUCUCUGGCAUAUACAUAUUUAAAAUUCGAAUCCUAAGGUACAAAAGAUUGGGAGAAAUUAAUGGACAAAUGGGAUUGACUGGUGAUGAGGAACUGAUAGCUUUGAGGGUAUUUUCAUACAAUGAACUUAAAAAAGCAACAGAUGGAUUCAAAGAAGAGUUGGGUAAGGGCUCAUUUGGAGCAGUAUACAAAGGGGUUCUAAACAGAGGUAGAAAACUUAUUGCAGUGAAAAGACUAGAGAAGUUAAUUGAAGAAGGUGAAAGAGAGUUCCGUGCAGAGAUGAGAGCAAUUGGAAGAACCAACCACAAGAACUUAGUUCGGUUGAUGGGUUAUUGUGCUGAGGACUCAAAGAGGCUUCUGGUUUACGAAUAUAUGAGCAAUGGCUCGCUAGCUGAUCUUCUUUUUAAGCAAGCAAGGCGACCAGAUUGGGAUGAAAGAGUAAGAAUUGCAAUAGAUGUUGCUAAGGGUAUAAAUUAUCUACACGAAGAGUGCAAGACCCCGAUCAUUCAUUACGAUGUAAAACCUCAGAACAUUUUAAUGGAUGAUUUCUGGACUGCUAAAAUCUCCGACUUUGGGCUAGCAAAAUUGUUAAUGCCUGAUCAAACAAGGACUUUCACCGGGAUCAGAGGGACAAGAGGGUAUUUGGCCCCAGAAUGGCAUAAGAACACUCCAAUUUCUGUGAAGGCGGAUGUAUAUAGUUAUGGAAUAGUGUUGCUCGAAAUCAUAUGCUGCAGAAGGAACUUGGAAAUGCAUGUAUCAAAUAUAGAUGAGAUUGUUCUUUCAAACUGGAUCUAUAAGUGCUUUGCUGGUAGGGAGCUAUAUAAGCUUGUGGUUGGUGAAGAUGUCGAUAAAAAGACCUUGGAGAAAAUGGUUAAAGUAGGUUUAUGGUGUAUUCAAGAUGAACCAGUUCUUCGUCCUUCAAUGAAAAGUGUAGUUUUGAUGCUAGAAGGGAUUACUGAUAUUGCUUCUCCUCCAUGUCCUACUUCUACGUCCAUGUAAAUCUCAGCAGUUGAGGAAAUUCUCAGGAGCUUAAUCUUUGUUAUCUGUAUAUGUUUCAUCUACUUUUCCUUUUUGUAUGAUUGCAUAUAUGCAGUUCUAUUAACCUUUUUCUGUGAA